GUUCCUUUUUUUCUUGGAAUGCCCCUUGAUUAGUACCCCAUCAUGGCAGAUCCAGAUCUUGAUUUCACCAGCGGUGAUGCAGGGGCCUCUGCCACCUACCCCAUGCAGUGCAGCGCCCUGCGCAAAAACGGAUUCGUGGUCCUCAAGGGUCGCCCCUGCAAAAUAGUUGAAAUGUCUACUUCUAAGACUGGCAAGCACGGUCAUGCAAAGGUUCACAUGGUUGGAAUUGAUAUUUUCUCAAAUAAGAAGUAUGAAGAUAUCUGUCCCUCCACCCACAACAUGGACGUGCCUAACAUCAAAAGAAACGAUUACCAGCUGGUCGACAUCAGCGAGGGAUUCCUGUCUCUUAUGUUGGACAACGGUGAUGUGCGUGAAGACCUGCGUGUGCCAGACGGUGACCUGGGCAAAGAAAUUGAAAGCAAAUUUGCAGCUGGUGAAGAGAUGUUGGUUACUGUGCUUUCAGCUAUGGGUGAAGAAUCUGCUGUGGCUGUCAAACCCAUGACCAAAUAGGAAGAAAGACUGGGCUGCUCAGGCUGCAACAUACUACACUUUAACAGAUCUCUUGUAUUUGUUUUUUGGUUUUAUGUCACCAAAGCUAUGGCCUUCACAAGCAACCUCAAAUAGUUUUUGUUGUGAUUGUAUUCCUUUUUUCUCCUUCAAUACCGUGCUGGACUUGUCGGGUCAGUUGGCAUUCUCUCGGAUGAGGUUUAUUAUUGUCAGUGUGUUUACCCCCCAAACGCCCCAUUCUGCGUUUUUUUUCUCCCCCUUCAAGUUUUUACCACUUACAUUCCUGAAUGUUUAAAAAUGGGAUCCAUUUUCCUUUUUGUAUUCUUCAAUCGUAAUUAGCGUGCAGAAUUUAUGCAAGGUCUUGCGACGAGAGGAAAGUCCCAACUGACACAGGAACUUACUUUGCCCUUCCCGGGUGCCAUACUUUGACCGUCUUUGUUGUCUACGCCAUACUGGCACUGAUUCAUUUCUCUUGAUUGAAUGCCUUUUUCCCCCCCAAAAGUGAGAUGCACACUGGUAGUUGGCACUUCCUUGUACUAGCAGUACCUUCUCAAGUAAAACCGCUAUGACCGAGAAAUAAACUCCAGUGAAAUUCUUAAAAGCCAGUUUCAAAUUGUUCAGAAGUGGAAAGGAUGUGAUGGCCAUGUGCGAAUACCUCUGUAACACAAUAGCAGCCAGCUUGAUUUUGGCUGUCAUUGACAACCUUAAAUAAAGUGUUGAAGCCUGUUA
Messenger RNA from Misgurnus anguillicaudatus (oriental weatherfish), 1236 nucleotides. The record is from RefSeq and is a predicted model, not a curated record. Lineage: Eukaryota; Metazoa; Chordata; Actinopteri; Cypriniformes; Cobitidae.